AUGCCGGGUCACGGGACAACGAACGCCAUAUUUGCACUCCGCCAAGUGUGCGAAAAACAUCACGACGUGCACAGGAAUCUGCAUAUGGUGUUCGUUGAUCUGGAAAAAGCGUAUGACCGAGUACCUAGAGCAGUUUUGUGGUGGGCAUUGAAUGAGAAAGAUAUACCUGGUAAGUAUGUGAGGUUAAUCUGUGCCAUGUACAGUCGAGCCAGGACGUAUGUACGAACCGCCGCGGGGAAUUCCGACGAGUUCAGUGUGGCAGUGAGCUUACACCAAGGAUCUGCACUAAGUCCCUAUCUCUUCCUGCUUGUGAUGGAUGCCUUGACAUCGGAGAUACAGGAAGAGCCCCCUUGGUGUAUGCUGUUUGCCGAUGACAUAGUGCUCGUCGGAGAAAACGGGCUCGAGGUCCAAAACAUACUGGAGAAAUGGCGAUGCAAGCUGGAGAGUGUUGGCCUAAAAAUCAGCAGAUCGAAAACCGAACAUCUAUUCUGUGAUUUUGGCGGUCUCUCCAAUUUUACACCCAUUUCCCUCGACGGAACACCUUUGCCAGUAUGUCAAGACUUCCGAUACCUAGGGUCUGUUAUCCAAAGCGACGGUGAACUGGAUCGUACAGUUUCGGCCAAUGAAGGUACUAUUUCAAUUGUUCUCAAUUUAGUAUCUCUAUGGCAACAUUUUGGAAAUGUGUAUAAGUAUAUAUGUGCAUUGUGCAUGGCGACGGGAGACGGAAGCCGCAUGAACACCAUGCCACACUUAGCUGAAGCAUCUGAGUUAUUAAGACAAUCAUCGCCCGAACAUAAUGAUGGGGACAAAGUUGAAAAGUCUUUGAAACGUGAAACAAAAUAA
Molecule: messenger RNA, 843 nt
Organism: Bombyx mandarina (wild silkworm)
Lineage: Eukaryota; Metazoa; Arthropoda; Insecta; Lepidoptera; Bombycidae
Product: LINE-1 retrotransposable element ORF2 protein
Source: RefSeq, a predicted model, not a curated record